Cotesia glomerata is the source of this 3397-nucleotide messenger RNA. RefSeq lists its product as uncharacterized. Gene Ontology annotation, molecular function: heme binding; monooxygenase activity; iron ion binding. Lineage: Eukaryota; Metazoa; Arthropoda; Insecta; Hymenoptera; Braconidae. The record is from RefSeq and is a predicted model, not a curated record. The coding region runs from base 142 to 3279 and encodes 1045 amino acids. The transcript has 22 exons.
UUUAUUCACUUAUUAUUUGUAAGGCCAGUCGAGUUGCGACUGCUUGAUUAACCAGAUCGUUAAUCUUUGCUCUCAGAUACUAUUAAAUUUGUUUUGUAUAAAAUAAAAACAAAAUGAUAUUGAUUCUUUAAACAUAAAAUCAUGGACUUGCAAACGUUGAUUACUACGGUAUUAAUUACAUUAAUUUUGUUAUUAAUUAUCCUGAAUUCUUAUAUACAUCGAAGCAAGCAAGGGCAGCUUACUGAUAAAAUUCCUGGACCUAAAUGGUAUCCAAUUAUUGGCAAUGCUUUAGAUCUUAUGGUACCGCUUGAGGAUCUUUGGAAUUUUUUCCGACGUUCGUCAAGAAAUUAUUAUCCUGUUUACAAGCUGUGGCUUGGUGUUUGGCCCAUCAUCAAUAUUCAUCAUCCCGAUGACGUUGAAGUUAUACUGAGCAGCAAUAAAAACAUUAAAAAAAGUUUAUUCUACGAUUAUUUACAUCCGUGGUUAAACAGCGGUCUUCUUACAAGUACCGGAGAUAAAUGGCGCGGUAGAAGAAAAAUAUUAACACCAGCUUUUCAUUUGCAUAAUCUUAACGAGUACAUGGGAUCAAUUGUUGAUCAUAAAGAUCGUUUAAUUAGUGGAAUAAAAUCAGAAAUAAAAUCUGAAGAUGGUGUUAUCAAAGAACUUUUGCCCUUACUAUCCUCGUCUACACUCAACAUAAUAUGCGAAUCAUCAAUGGGAGCUACGAUGCAAGAAAAUGACCCUGAACAAAAAAAUUACAAGCAGUCGGUUUACGAAGUAGGAGAAAUUUUUUACUACAGAGCCGUCAGACCGUGGUUCAACAGCGAUUGGAUCUUCGGUUUCUCAGCCAAAGGUCGCGAGCAAGCUAAGUGUUUAAAGACAUUGCACAAAUUCACUGAUAAAAUAAUAAAAGAACGACAACAAUAUCACAAAGACACCAAAGGUAAAUAUUUAGAUGAUUUCGAGGGAGGGACAAACUUAAAUUCACAGUAUGAUGAAACAGUAAAGCGUAAGAGACUGGCCUUCCUUGAUCUUUUGAUCGCAGCCUCAAAACGAGGCCUCGGUGUGGAUGAUCGCGGAAUUAGAGAAGAAGUCGAUACUUUUGUUUUUGAAGGUCAUGAUACCACGGCCAUGGGAUUACUUUUUGCUAUUUUACUUUUGGCUGAGCAUAAAGACAUUCAAGAACGAGCGAGACAAGAAAUAAAUUCAGUAUUAAAAGCCACCGAUGGAAAAAUGGGCAUCAAUGAGAUCCAAAAGUUUUCGUACUUGGAAUGUUGUAUUAAGGAAGCGUUGAGACUUUAUCCAAGUGUUCCGGUUGUUUCGAGAGAAAUUCAAGAAGAUAUACAAUUAAAACAUUGUUUAGUACCCAAAGGAGCAGUUGUAAAUAUUCAUCUAAUAGACACACAUCGUGAUCCCAAUUUUUGGCCGCGUCCAAAUAUUUAUGAUCCUGAAAGAUUUGCAUCAGAUCGUAUCGAAAAACGGCAUGCGUUUUCAUACGUUCCGUUUAGUGGAGGUCCACGUAAUUGCAUUGGUCAAAAAUUUGCUAUGCUUGAACUAAAAACAGUAAUUGCCGGAAUAUUACAUGCUUUUUAUUUGGAACCACAAGAUACAGCAGCAGACAUGAAGAUCCUUUCUGAUCUUGUUAUCAGACCAGCUACGCCAGUUUACGUGAAAUUUGUACCAAUUGUGUUCUUAAUUUCCAUAACUAUAGAUCAUUUAAAGGGACAAAUGGUUUUAUACAUUUUAUUAAUUAUACUUCUCUUAUAUAUUUAUUAUAUUUAUAUGAAAUUUUUACACCGACCGCGUCGAAUGGUAUUUUAUUUAGAGAAAAUUCCUGGUCCUAAAACACUUCCAAUUCUUGGUAAUGCUUUAGAUUAUUUAGUCACGCCAGAUCAAUUAUGGGACUUUACACGAUUUUUAAACAAUAAAUAUUACCCGAUUUCGCGAGUAUAUAGUCUUAAAGAUGGUGGAAUUCACAUUCGUCAUCCCGACGACGUUGAAAUAUUACUAUCGAGCUCAAAGAAUAUUACAAAAAGUAAAAUUUAUUCUUUUUUGUACCCUUGGUUUGGUACCGGUUUAUUAACGAGUACGGGAAGCAAAUGGCAAAAAAGAAGAAAAAUAUUGACUCCAGCAUUUCAUUUCAACGUACUAAAAGAAUUUUCGGAUAUUUUUGACCAAGAAGCGCGACGUAUGGUUCACGAUUUACAAUCUCAAGAAGAAGAAUACGUAACAGUAGAUCUUGUUCCUUUCAUAACACAAUAUACUUUAAAUGCUAUUUGUGAAACGGCGAUGGGAACGUCACUGGAAGGACAAAAAAGUUCGAUGGAUAGUUUCCAGAAAAUUUAUCGCAAAGCCAUACACGAUCUAGGAAACUUAAUGUUGCACAGACUAUUAAGACCGUGGCUGCAUCCAGAUUUUUUAUUCAAUCUUUCACCUACAUCAAGGAUGCAAAGUAAAUGCUUGGACAUCGUCCGUGGAUUUUCUAAAAAGAUUAUCGGCGAGCGUAGAAAGUACCAUGAAGACACUCAAGGAAUUCAUUUGAAGGAAUUCACAGAGACAAGUACUGCAGAAGACGUAGACAGGCAAUUAUUCAGGAAAAAAAGAUUAGCAAUGCUUGAUCUACUAAUUGCCGCAAUGCAAAACGGUCAUAUUGACGAAGAUGGUAUCUGGGAGGAAGUUGACACUUUUAUGUUUGAGGGUCACGAUACCUCGGCGAUGGGAAUUUGCUUUACUCUUUUACUUCUGGCAGAACAUCGUGAAAUUCAGGCACGAGUAAGAGAAGAAUUUGAUGACGCUAUUGAAAGUUCCAAUGGUCAAAUAACUAUUACGGUAUUACAAAAGUUAUCUUAUCUCGAGCGUUGUAUCAAAGAAGCUUUGCGUUUAUAUCCAAGCGUUCCGUUUAUUUCUCGAGAUAUUACUGAUGACAUGCAACUAAGAGAUUAUUUUAUACCAAAGGAUGUGAUGGCCCAUGUCCAUAUCUAUGAUUUACACCGCGAUCCGAAUUUUUGGCCCGACCCAUUGCGGUACGAUCCAGACCGAUUUUUACCUGAGAACAGCUACGGAAGACAUCCUUUUGCAUAUGUGCCGUUCAGCGCAGGACCGAGAAAUUGUAUUGGACAAAAAUUUGCAAUGCUAGAAUUGAAGGCGAUAAUUGGACACUUGAUACAUAACUUUUACUUAGAGCCCAUUGACUUGGCAGGUGAAAUCCGAAUGAUGCCGGAUUUAGUUCUAAGACCCAAAAAUUCUGCGAGGAUUAAGCUAAUGUCUCGUUGUAAGUGAAUUAUUUAGUGAGACAAUUAAACUGUUGAUAGUAGAGGUCGUUUACUUGAAAAAAAUUUUAUUAAAUUCCAAAUUUUAAUAUUUAAAAUACCAUUAAUAAAAUUUAAUUUUCCAAUAA